Messenger RNA from Haliotis rubra (blacklip abalone), 2047 nucleotides. RefSeq names its product putative cyclin-dependent serine/threonine-protein kinase DDB_G0272797/DDB_G0274007. The record is from RefSeq and is a predicted model, not a curated record. Lineage: Eukaryota; Metazoa; Mollusca; Gastropoda; Lepetellida; Haliotidae. Bases 105 to 965 code for a protein of 286 amino acids. Gene Ontology annotation, molecular function: calcium ion binding. The transcript has 5 exons.
ACGAGGCUAUAGCCUCGGGCAAGCAAUAUUUCACUAACGUCGCAUCUUGACAGGACGAGGGCCAUCUACUCCCAUUGCAUGUCUUGGCGAAAUAACAGGUCACGAUGAACCUCCGUGACGUAAUACUCACCUUCACCUCCGUCCUCGUGGCCUUCAGUCGUGCUCACCAAGGUCACCACCAUGCGGAAACACAAGCAGUCGAGGGGUUCCACGAAGCCGGAAAAAACGAACAACACAUCAAAGAACACAUGCAGAACGAGAUGAACACACAAAGGCAGAUGUCACCACAGGAACUAGAGUUCCACUACUUCCGCCUCCACGACACCAACAACGACACGAUGCUUGACGGUCUGGAGAUCCUGCAGGCUCUGUCGCACAUGCUGCCGCCCAACAACCUCCAGCCUCACGAAGUCCAGGGCAAGACCGAGGAGCAGAUAGAGACCAUGAAACAAGACAGACACAAGCUCAUGUUCAAGAACUAUGUUGAAAUCAUUGAUAAAGUGCUCCGUGAUGAUGACAGAGAUGGGAAUGGUUACCUUAGUUACCCAGAAUAUGUCCUCGCUAGGAGAAGGGAUGAGCAUCGCAUGCGUCAACAACACGAAGAGAUGAUGAAGCAAGGUGCGCAAAUGCAAGGAUAUCCAGGAGGACAUCCUCCCCAAGGAUACCAGCAACCUCCUCCACAAGGGUACCACCAACAACCCCCACAAGGGUACCAGCAACCUCCUCCACAGGGAUACCAACAUCCUCCUCCACAAGGGUACCAGCAACCUCCACCACAAGGGUACCAACAACCACCUCCACAGGGAUACCAGCAACCUCCACCACAAGGGCACCAACACCCUCCCCAGGGAUAUCAACAGCCUCCACAGCACGUACACCAACCUCCACAACACGUACACCAACCUCCACAGCACGUACAGCAACCUCCACAACAUGUACAACAACCUUCCCAAGCCCCUAAAUAAAGAUUCAUGUGAACCUAUGAACAUAUGUAUUGAUGGCCGGAUGCGGUAGUGGUGCCCAAUACAUCUCAUGUGAUGGGGUUGUGGAUGUCAUUUGAAAGUCAAAUGAAUUGUGAGCAUUGGUAUGAUAGAACUAUCCAUUGAUGGAAUGAAUUGAAGAAGUCAUGAGCUGGGGAUGUUCAGUGGUGUGCUUGGAUUUUAUAUCAAACAUUGAGACAGUUUCAAAUUAUUUUGUUGGCUAUGACGUGAACGAUCUACACCACAUGCAUGUGCUCCAGUGUCACAGAAUUCAUGUGUAGUGCAAUAUUGUCAACGGUUUUGUUUCAUUUGUUUUUGUGAGUGAACGGGAAUGGUGAGAGAUCGCAAGAAAUGUAAUAUUGCAUUAAGUUCAUGCUGCUUAACGUUGUCACCAUGGCAACGAUCAACUUCUUUGAGUGGCAUUUUAAGAGUUGGAAAGUACAAUAUUGACAAACUUUAUGGACGACAACUUCUUUAAUGUCGUGAGUGCUUGACAACGAGACAAGAAUCUGUAGCGGAACGUCGCACCCACGGUUUUAAAGACGUUGUUAUCCAUAAAGUGUGUCGAUAUUGUGAUGAUCAACUUUAAAAUUCAUCUGAUUCUACAGUAGCUCAUAUCUGGACCAACCAGAAAUGUAUUUUUAACACAUUGCCAAACGGAAUAUACUAAUGGCUACCCAUUGUGUUCAGCGCUGGCCUUCCGAUGACCUAAUAUGUUUUGCUUUACAGGUCUAAUGUCUAAUACUUAUGUUCUCAUUGCUGAUCAUAUGCCGAAAGAAUAACUAUGAUGAACUUGUGCCUUUAAAAUAUGUUAAUUGAAGAACAGAUCCAGGAAGAGUAUCCGUCAUGUUUACAUACCCAUUGAAGAAUGUCUUUUUAUUACCAAUUAUUGGUUGAACGUCUUGGGACGAUUUUAGAAUUCAUGUCGUCACCUCAUUCUCUAAAUACAUGCAUCCCGACAAAAUGUAAUACAACAGCCUUUAGGUGCUCAAUAAAAUAUUGAACUUGAAAAUAUGUACAUUUAUAAUGCACAAAAUAUAUAUGAAUAAAAAUCACGUAUAUUAUAA